GCUUGUGAUACCGAGAGGAGAAUGAAUGGUCAUGUAAAGAAUAUGCAUUUUCAGCAGUUCAUGGAAACAGCAGCAACAUUACUGUCUCUCUUGCUGCUUAUGACUGUUGAUUCAACAAAAACUGUGGCAGCAAGCACGAAUCAGCAGUGUGGGAAUCUCCUGCAGCAGACUUUGAAGAUCACCAGAAUUGUACACAAGGAAUCUGGUGACCUAAUCAAGACAUAUAAAGCCGCUCAAGGGGAAAUGUCAGAGCUCUUCUGCAAGGUGUCGGUGAACGACAUCCCUGAUCCCAACAUCUCUGGGCUGGAUCCCCCAGCAAGGAUAGCAAGCAUCUACACGCAUCUCCAAGCUUUCCUCCCACAUUUUAAACGUGUAUACAAGCAGCAGACAGACUUACAAUCACCUGGCAGCCCUCUCCUGAAAGAGCUCACCAGAGUCUGGGAUCGCACCGAGAGUCUGGCCAGUUUCAUAAACACAUUUUAUCAGAGCCUCUUCCCAAACCUGCCCAUACCUGAGCCGGCAGGUGGGCCGACAACACUACCACCAGCUCAGAACGUCUUCCAGCAGAAGGUGUACGGCUGCGUGGUCCUGAAGACCUACAAGGAUUUCAUGUCAAACGUUUCCAAAGAACUGAGGAAUAUAAAAAGCAAAGUGUGCACGAAGAGGACACCAAUCAAUGCAUUCUGAAGAUGACCAGAAGGUGGCCUUACACAGUCAGUUUCCUGAG
Molecule: messenger RNA, 727 nt
Organism: Neolamprologus brichardi
Lineage: Eukaryota; Metazoa; Chordata; Actinopteri; Cichliformes; Cichlidae
Gene: m17
Product: IL-6 subfamily cytokine M17
Biological process (GO): negative regulation of neuron apoptotic process; immune response; ciliary neurotrophic factor-mediated signaling pathway
Cellular component (GO): extracellular region
Molecular function (GO): cytokine activity; ciliary neurotrophic factor receptor binding
Source: RefSeq, a predicted model, not a curated record